Columba livia (rock pigeon) is the source of this 2850-nucleotide messenger RNA. It is a transcript of the gene ACVR1, whose product is annotated as activin A receptor type 1. Gene Ontology annotation, molecular function: transmembrane receptor protein serine/threonine kinase activity; ATP binding. Gene Ontology annotation, biological process: protein phosphorylation; cellular response to growth factor stimulus; heart development. The record is from RefSeq and is a predicted model, not a curated record. The transcript is spliced from 10 exons. The coding region runs from base 158 to 1711 and encodes 517 amino acids. Lineage: Eukaryota; Metazoa; Chordata; Aves; Columbiformes; Columbidae. Gene Ontology annotation, cellular component: BMP receptor complex; plasma membrane.
GCGGCGGGCCGGGAGUGCCGGCUGCCGGCGGCCAUUGCGGGCGGGCGCUGCCGCCGCCGCCCCUUUGUGAGCGCCGCGCCGCGGGCGUGCGGGCGGGCCGGGACAGCGCCGGGCGGAGAGCGCCGGCCGUGCCGCCCAUGGCCAGCCCGCCGCCGCCAUGACGAGCUCUGCCCUGGUGCACGGAGUGAUGGUUCUCCCGGUGCUGCUGCUGCUGGCGCUGCCGUCCCCGAGCUGGCAAGAUGACGAACUGAAGCUCAGUAUGGUCCACUACGAGUGUGUGUGUGAAGGCAUGUCCUGUGGGAAUGGAGACCGUUGCCAAGGCCAGCAGUGUUUUGCUUCCCUGAGCAUUAACGAUGGUGCUAAGGUUUACCAGAAAGGCUGCUUCCAAGUCUACGAACAAGGGAAAAUGACGUGCAAAACCCCUCCGUCCCCUGACCAGGCUGUGGAGUGCUGCCAGGGGUACCUGUGCAACAUGAACAUCACCGCGCAGCUGCCUUCUUCUAAAGGCCAAACGUUUCAAGGAGAAGCUGCAGGUUACAGCGUGGAAACACUGAUCAUCGUCAUCCUGGCACCUGUGACGGUGCUGAUAGUGUUUUCUGCGGUAGCUGUGCUGAUCAUCCGGAGAAUACAGAAGAACCACAUGGAGAGGCUGAAUUCUAGAGAUGCAGAAUAUGGCACAAUCGAGGGGCUCAUCGCAUCAAACGUUGGAGACAGCACGUUGGCAGACUUGUUGGACCAUUCCUGCACGUCGGGCAGUGGCUCGGGGCUGCCGUUCCUGGUGCAGAGAACAGUGGCUCGCCAGAUCACGCUCGUGGAGUGUGUGGGAAAGGGCCGAUACGGAGAGGUCUGGAGGGGGCAGUGGCAAGGAGAAAAUGUCGCUGUGAAGAUCUUCUCUUCUAGAGAUGAAAAAUCCUGGUUCAGGGAAACCGAACUGUACAACACUGUGUUGCUGCGGCAUGAGAAUAUUUUAGGUUUCAUUGCGUCUGACAUGACGUCCAGGAACUCCAGCACGCAGCUGUGGCUCAUCACCCACUACCACGAGAUGGGCUCUCUGUACGACUACCUGCAGCUCACCACGCUGGACACCGUCAGCUGCCUGCGCAUCGUGCUCUCCAUAGCCAGCGGCCUGGCGCAUUUGCACAUCGAGAUCUUCGGCACCCAGGGCAAGCCUGCCAUUUCCCACCGGGACUUGAAGAGCAAAAACAUCCUCGUGAAGAAAAACGGGCAGUGCUGCAUAGCGGAUCUGGGCCUGGCAGUGAUGCACUCCCAGAGCACCAACCAGCUGGACGUGGGGAACAACCCGCGCGUGGGCACCAAGCGCUACAUGGCCCCGGAGGUGCUGGACGAGAGCAUCCAGGCAGACUGCUUCGACUCCUACAAGAGGGUCGACAUCUGGGCCUUCGGGCUGGUCCUCUGGGAGGUAGCCAGGCGCAUGGUUAGCAACGGUAUCGUGGAGGACUAUAAACCACCGUUCUAUGACUUGGUUCCCAACGAUCCCAGUUUUGAAGACAUGAGGAAGGUGGUCUGUGUGGAUCAGCAGAGGCCGAACAUUCCCAACAGAUGGUUCUCAGACCCCACACUAACGUCUCUUGCCAAGCUGAUGAAAGAAUGCUGGUAUCAAAACCCAUCAGCGAGACUAACAGCCCUGCGCAUCAAAAAGACUUUGACCAAAAUUGACAAUUCCUUAGAUAAACUGAAAGCGGACUGUUGACCCUCUGGUGCUCUCCUGCGGGAAGGCGACGGCGGCCGCGGCCCGGCCGGACGCUCACGCGCCUGGUCCCCGCGCGGCCCGGCACGCGUUGUCACCGCGCUGUCGCCGCGCUGUCGCCGCGCCGUCGCUCUGGGGACAGCGGCGCCGCGUGGACUCUGCUCGGUGAGCACAGCGGCAUUUCACAGACGGUCAAGCUCUAAGGACUCGCGCGGAUGGACUGUUGCGGAGGUAGUGGCCUGAAGGAAGACAGAGAAAUCCUAAGACAAGAUCAGGGCAUUAAAUAAUGGCUUUGAACGGCUUUUUUCUUUUGGUUUCUUUUUUUUCCUUUUUUUUUCUUUUUUAAUUCUCCUGAUCACUCCCAGGGUGAACACGUGGAAGUGGUGAAUUUUAAUCAGCAAUAUUGCCUGUGCUUCUCUUCUUUAUUGCACUAGGAAUUCUUUGCAUUCCUUACUUGCACUGUCACUGUUAAUUUUAAUGACAUGACUUGCCAAAAAUAAGAUUGGCUGUACACUACAUUGAUCUAUGCCUGAUUAAUAGGAAACGAAUUUGGUAAACUGAAAAUGUAACUGUCAGAUUUUAGCUGCAUAUUACAUGUGUACUGAUGUUUACAAUAAUGCUGAACAUUAGGAAUUUCUCGUUUAUACAAAACUUGCAAAUUAUUUAUUACUAGUGCACUUGCCAGUUUUCUAAACUGUAAAAUAAGUGCAUAAAGUUAAAGCUUAUUUUUAUGUGGCCUCUUUCAUGAUUUCUUACACAGAUGUUUUUGUAACACAAUAUAACCUGAAACAUAAAUUGUUUUCUGUAUUAUCAUAUUACAACUCAAUAGUCACAUUUUAAGUGCUUCACAUUUGUAGGUGUGUGGUCUGUAACAUAUUUUCAGUUCAAAUACGGAACAUAUAUAUAGCCAUUACCCACAUGACGUUGUGUCUGCUAUCUUACUGAUCUAGAAAAGGAGAGCAAUGGAGGAAUUAACUACAAUUUUAGGUCAUGAAUGCUGUGGGGAAAAUGCAUUUUAUUUCUUCUAAGCUAUAUAAUAUGCAUUUAAACUCUGCCAGAAAAAUAACUAUUUUGUUUUAAUCUACUUUUUCUAUUUAGUAGUUAUUUGUAUAAAUUAAAUAGAAUGUUUUCAAGUCAAACAA